AAUGCGCUCGAUACAGCUGAUAAUUGCUGAGGCCAGUUCGCUCAGCCUCUACCACUCUCACUCUUCAUUUCAUCUCAACAUUUUCUCUCUCUAUCCUCUAUUUCUCCCCCUUUCUAUUCUAGACUCUCUCUCCAAAUCGACGCAGCGCAGUACAAGCACAUUUACACAGACAUAUACAUAUACAUAUAAGUGUAUGUAUUGCUACUGUCUUUCAAAACCAUAUCCGCCUGUAUUUGAAUCGCUAGGGUUUAGAAUACACAACUCAACCGCACAUUUAGGAACGAGUUGAAUGUCACUUCAGAUUUGGAAGUGAAAUUGAAGUUAACAGAGACUUGAGGAUUUCACCAAGCUACGGUUUUCGUCCCCCAUUCGUCGAUCUGCUACGAUGGAUUCACUACCUUCGUCAUUGCCACUUGCCGGGAGAGAUGGGUCGCCGGGAGCUGCGGCGACGGUGGAGGAAGACAGCACUCUGACGGUUGUGGCGGGGUUGGCUAAGGAGGCUGCUUUGCUCUUUCAGGCUGACAAGUUUCUGGACUGUUUAAGAGUCUUGAAUAUGUUGUUGCAGAAGAAAGCGGACGAUCCCAAGGUUCUUCAUAAUAUAGCUAUUGCCGAGAGUUUUCAAGAUGGGUUUUCAGAUCCUAAAAAGCUUAUUGAAGCACUUCAACAAAUCCAGAAACAAAGUGAACGGCUUGCUCAUACAUCUGGAGAACACUUAGAGCUCUCUACUAAUGAUGGAAGAACACCUCCAGCUGGCCCAAAGAACACGAAUCAUGCUUCACAUCAAUUUUCUAGUUCAUCAGUUGUCUACAACGAUGAGUUUGAUGCCUCAGUGGCAAUGUUCAACACAGCUGUGGUUUGGUAUCAUCUUCAUGAAUAUGCAAAAUCAUUCUCGUAUUUGGAUGCAUUGUAUCAGAAUGUUGAACCGAUUGAUGAGGGAACAGCCCUUCGUAUAUGCCUUUUGUUGUUGGAUGUUGCGUUGCUUACUCAUCACACAUCAAGAUCUGCUGAUGUGAUAAGCUACAUGGAGAAGGUUUUUUGUGUGAAUAGCUUGACCAAUCAACUAGAGAAUGGAAUCUCAGUGCAGCAGCAACCUGCAUUAGCAUCAAAGUCUUCACUUCCUUCUAAUUCAACCACCUCUGAUUCUUCUCACCCUGAUCCAGUUGUUAAUGCAAAUACGCUUGAAAAUUCUUUAUCUAUGACUUUAUCUGAAGAAGCACUUGAAGACGAGUCACUGCAGUUACUAUCUUCUUUGGAAAUAAGUAGACAAAACCUUCAAAGACUUUCUGGUAUUGUGUCUUCUAAUGAUCCUUCAAGAAGCCAAGCGGAGGAGUCCCUUUCAGUUGUUGAUUUAAGGCUUAAGGUGCAUCUUUACAAGGUUCGACUUUUGCUUCUCACAAGGAACCUCAAAGCAGCUAAGCGUGAAGUUAAGAUGGCCAUGAACUUAGCCCGUGGAAAAGAUUAUCCCAUGGCUCUUUAUUUGAAGUCACAGCUUGAAUAUGCCCGCCGAAAUCCUCGUAAGGCAAUCAAGCUUUUGAUGGCAUCAAGCAACCGGACAGAGAUAGGAAUAUCAAGCAUGUAUUACAACAACCUUGGGUGCAUCUAUUACCAAAUGGGGAAGCAUCAGACAUCAGGUGUAUUCUUCUCCAAAGCCCUGAAGAACAGCUCACUUGUACAGAAGGAAAAACCUAUAAAACUCCUAAAUUUGUCACAGGAUAAAUCCCAUCUGAUAUUAUACAACUGCGGUAUGCAUUCUUUGGCUUGUGGUAGACCUUUCCAUGCUGCUCGCUGCUUUCAAAAGGCCAGCAUAGUCUUUUACAACAGACCUCUUCUGUGGCUCCGAAUUUCUGAGUGCUGUCUGAUGGCCCUAGAGAAUGGACUGAUAAAGUCUAAUUCCUCUGCUGUUGACAGAUCUGAUAUUAAAGUUAAUGUUAUUGGAAAGGGUAAAUGGAGACAUCUUGCUUUGAGGUAUGGGUUUCCGCCAAAUGGCCAGUGCGAUGUUGGAAAGAUUGAUUCAGGUCCAGGUGAUGGUAAACAACCUGAUCUUUCCCUGUCUCUUGCCUGGCAGUGUCUUGUAAAUGCUCUGUAUUUGUUGGACUCUUCUGAGGGAAAAUAUUCUAGAUCUAGCUCUGCUCCUAGUACCGAGCAAAAUGAGUCGGGAGAAACGUUUUCUCACAGUACAAAUGACAAGAAUGUCAGUGGUGGCGAUCAAAAGGAAUCUGAUGCGCCAUCUGGUUCGAGUCAAGUUAAUUCAAAUGGUGAAGUAAAAGAACAAAAGGGAAACAAUCAGAGUUCAUCAAUUCACAAUUCUAUUAUUGACUAUGAGUAUAUCUGUAUGAAAGAGAACCAGAUGAUGAAGCAAGCCAUACUUGCUGAUUUGGCUUAUGUGGAGCUGGCACUUGGAAAUCCCUUGAAAGCCCUAUCUACAGCAAAGUCUCUUUUGAAAAUUCCCGAGUGUUCAAGAAUGUACAUCUUUUUGGGGACCAUGUAUGCAGCUGAAGCUCUGUGCCUGCUCAACCGACCAGAGGAAGCUGCCGAUCUUCUGAGAGUGUAUGUUUCUGGUGGGAACAACAUUGAGCUUCCAUAUAGCCGAGAGGACUGUGAAAAGUGGGCAGCAGAUAAAUUGAUCGAUAAUGAGGAUUCAAAUGGAGGGGCGAUAGCCUCUAAUGGUGUCUCAACCCCUGACGAACCCCAGGUACUGUUUUCCAGUCCUGAAGAGGCACGUGGAACUUUUGCUGCAAAUUUCGCUGCAAAUGUUGCAUUGCUGGGAGAUUUUGACCGGGCACACCAUUUUGUACUGAAGGCAUUAUCUGAUAUACCUAACAGUCCCCAGGCUAUUCUUACAGCGAUUUAUCUGGAUCUAAAGCGCGGCAAGACACAAGAUGCUCUUGCCAAGUUGAAACAUCAUGGUGCCGUUAGGUUUCUCCCCAGCAACUUUUCGUUAAAUGGCUCUUCUUGAUGGUAAUUAGAUCCUUCCAGCCCACACCUGACUCUGAGUUAGCAGGUAGCUUGACAAUCCUUUACAGAGAAGGAUGUGUAAAAUAUAUAUAGCGCGAUUCAGGGAAUAAGUUUUUGGUUCAAUUCUUUUACUUUUUCUUUUUUUUGAAAAGUUUUUGCAAUUGGAUUUUAGUGAUUGGUGUUGUGGCUUAAUUUUGGUGGUUGUGAUUAUCCCUCUAGAAUUCGAGUUGUAGGUUUUGAUUCGUAGUUCGUUAGAAGUAGAAUCGGGUUCGAGUUCAAUGUUACAUAGGGCGCAGGGGCUCUCGGGAAGCAGCAAGAAAGCAGAUUACUCUCAAUUUUCUUGUAGAGGUAAUAUUCAGGCAUUUCAAUUUAUUUGCUAGACUUCUAUGCGUUAACUUGUUAUUAUGGGUUCGAGCACUAACUUUUUGUUGCUAAUGAAGGCUCACAUGUUAUUUUUGAUA
Molecule: messenger RNA, 3416 nt
Organism: Salvia miltiorrhiza (redroot sage)
Lineage: Eukaryota; Viridiplantae; Streptophyta; Magnoliopsida; Lamiales; Lamiaceae
Exons: 6
Coding region: 386-2956 (856 amino acids)
Biological process (GO): mRNA catabolic process; negative regulation of translation
Cellular component (GO): CCR4-NOT complex
Molecular function (GO): protein binding
Source: RefSeq, a predicted model, not a curated record